Messenger RNA from Cicer arietinum (chickpea), 1912 nucleotides. RefSeq names its product PI-PLC X domain-containing protein At5g67130-like. Gene Ontology annotation, biological process: lipid metabolic process. The record is from RefSeq and is a predicted model, not a curated record. Lineage: Eukaryota; Viridiplantae; Streptophyta; Magnoliopsida; Fabales; Fabaceae. Gene Ontology annotation, molecular function: phosphoric diester hydrolase activity.
CGAAAAAUCCUUACGAUUUGAAGGGCUAAAUUAAUAUUUUAUUAAAAAAGUGUAGAAUUUGAUUUUGAUUGAUCGAUCAUGCUAAGAACGCAACCAUAGAAAUUACAGCAGUCGUUAUUUAUACACUAUUUACAAGUUCACUUGUAAAGCAUCUGUUGCCAUUUUUAAACCCAAAUUUUCUAUCACUACACAGAUGAAUUAUUUAUUAUCUAUAUUUGUUUUUAUUUUCAAGUUUCUAAGUUUCACCUUGUAGCUUAGGUUCCAUCAUAGUGUUCUUCUGCAAAAUGUGUUCACAUCAUUACCGUUCAAAAUGCAUAGCACCAACAACCACCGUGUGCUUCCUUUUACCACUCAUCUCUUCCAUCUUCUUCACCAUUUCCACCGCCUGCUCUAACGGCAACUGCCAGCAGGUUCUUGAACCAUGUUCUUCCCCUACGGAUUGUGGGUCGGGUCUCUUUUGCGGUAAUUGUCCUGCUUUGGGGUUGAACCAACCCAUUUGCACCAGAGGACAACCUUUACUUCCCACUUCCACUGUGAAUGGAUUGCCCUUUAAUAAGUAUUCGUGGAUUGUGACUCACAAUUCCUUCAGCAUUGUCGAUUCUCCGCCUUUGCCUGGUGUUCAGAGACUGACAUUUUACAAUCAAGAAGAUAGUGUAACUAAUCAGUUGAGGAAUGGAGUGCGAGGACUAAUGUUGGAUAUGUACGACUUUCAAAAUGAUAUUUGGCUCUGUCAUUCGUUUCGAGGGCAAUGCUUCAACUUCACUGCAUUUCAACCUGCAAUCAAUACUUUGAAAGAAGUGGAAACAUUCUUGACGCAAAAUCCAACAGAGAUUGUUACAAUCAUAAUUGAAGACUAUGUGCAUACCCCAAAGGGUUUGACUAAUCUGUUCACAAGUGCUGGACUGGAUAAGUAUUGGUUUCCUGUAUCGAAGAUGCCAAAAAAGGGUGAUGAUUGGCCCACUGUCACUGAGAUGGUUCAAGCGAAUCGCCGACUUGUUGUUUUCACUUCCGAUGCUUCGAAGGAAGCCGAAGAAGGAAUAGCUUAUCAAUGGAAGCACAUGGUUGAAAAUGAGUCUGGAGAUCCCGGAGUUCAAAAGGGUUCUUGUCCACAUAGGAAAGAAUCAAAGGCAUUAAACUCGAAAAGUGCAUCACUUUUCUUGAUGAAUUACUUUCCUACAUAUCCGGUUCAAGCUGAUUCGUGCAAAGAGCAUUCUGCUCCACUUGCUGAGAUGGUGAAUACAUGUUAUAAAGAUGCAGGGAAUGUGGUGCCUAACUUCAUAGCUGUUAACUUCUACAUGAGGAGUGAUGGAGGUGGUGUUUUUGAUAUUGUGGAUAGAAUGAAUGGCCAUACAUUGUGUGGAUGUAGUACAGUUGCUGCUUGCCAGGCAGGUGCACCUUUCGGGUCUUGCAAGAAUAUUUCAGUACCUAGUACAAGUCCAGUGAGCAGCAACGCUGGUGGAAGCUUUACCGGAUCGGUUCAGUUCUCUAAAUCUGCUUCGCCUGUCCAUUAUUCAAAUUCCGUGCUCGUGUUCUUGUUUCAGUUCAUGCUUGUUGCAGUCUUGUUGAGACUAUGAUCACUAAACAUUAUCAUAUACCUUAUGCAAGCUAGUCUUUUCAUGAAAAGCUCUACCGUCUUUGCAUGUAAACUACCGCAUUACCUCGAGCUGCGAAAUUCAUGGAAAUGUUGGUAGGUUAGGAAAUUAGAUAAGUUUAUGCCUUAGGCUAUAUUCAAGGAUAUUUAAAGACAUUUGUGGUAGAUUGAAAUCAAGAGAGAUCAAUAUUCAAGAAUUUCUUUAUCUGGAGCUAUAAGCAGUUCAGGUAUGUUAUAUUCUUCUAUGUAGAAAUCAUAUUCUAGAUAUUUAACAUUUGACAUUAAAAAAAAUUCUAAUAGAAAGAGUAUUUAUCUAUUAUA